AUGGCAAAGUUCUACGCCGUUGCCCACGGGUUUGAACGCGGUAUAUACGAAAAUUGGGACGAUGCUAAGAAACAGAUUGAUGAUUUUCCGCAACCAGUGUACAAAAAAUUCUCUACCCGUGAGGAGGCGGAGGAGUAUUUGAGCGCUCGGCAACCGAAGAAAAUCGAAUUAGUUUUUCCCGAACCAAACAAAGAGAAAUAUUAUGCAGUUGCACGUGGCUAUACCGUCGGGGUUUUCGAUAAGUAUGAGGAUGUUAAAAAAUAUAUUGAUGGUUAUCCGCAACCACUUCAUAAGAAAUUUGACAGCCUCGAUGAAGCUGUUGCCUAUUUCAACAAAUUUUUCCAUGGGACAGUGGAAGAGAAGUUAAAACGAAGCGGAGGAAUUUCAAAGAAAAAGGACGAUAAAGGAGACGUGUAUUAUGGGGUUGCCCGAGGCCACACAACAGGGGUAUUCACGUCCUGGGAAGAGUGCAAGAAGCAAACGGUGGUCUUCAAAGGUGCGAAAUUCAAGAAGUUCGAUAGUGAAGAGGCAGCUACUAUGUUCGCUGAAGGAAAGACUUUGAAGCAAAUAGGUUUGCUUUUAAGAAGUUCUACUAAGUCAGUUGCAUGCUAUAAUGUGAUAAACACUUGUCAUCUCUUGCAGUUGAUGGGAUAA
This is a messenger RNA of Angiostrongylus costaricensis, 654 nucleotides long. NCBI's taxonomy places the organism in Eukaryota, Metazoa, Nematoda, Chromadorea, Rhabditida, Metastrongylidae. The record is from the annotation of a GenBank genome assembly.